AUGGAGCUGUCUUGGAAGGCAGUCUUUUCUGUGCUCCUCCUAGGUUUUCCGUGCUGGGGGGCAGACUGGGAAUCUGAUAGAGAUUUCAUUUCCGCCGCGGGUCCGCUCACCAAUGCCUUACUGCACAGCCUGAGCGGUCCGCUGGGAAACCAGGGCUCUGAUUCUGUAGCAGGGGACAAGGACAUUUAUGUAUGCCGCCAGCCACUGCCCACUGCCCUGCCAGAGUACUUCAGCAGUCUUCGUGACAGUGAGGUCACCCAUUAUAAAGUAUUCCUGUCGUGGGCACAGCUCCUCCCGGCGGGAAGCGCCGGGGACCCCGACGGGACGGCCGUGCAGUGCUACCGGCGGCUGCUUGAGGCCCUGCGGGGCGCGGGGCUGCGGCCCAUGGUCGUGCUGCACCAGCAGCGCCUCCCCGCCGGCGCGGCCGCAAGGAGCCGCGUCUUCGCCGAUCUCUUCGCAGACUACGCCACGUUCGCCUUCCGCUCCUUUGGGGACCUAGCUGACAUCUGGUUCACCUUUAGUGACUUGGAGGGCGUGAUGCUGGAGCUUCCCCACCAGGAAUCCAGAGCUUCACGUCUCCAGACCCUCACUGACGCCCACAGAAGAGCCUACGAGAUUUACCACGAAAAAUACGCCUCUCGGGGCGGAAAGCUCUCUGUUGUCCUGCGAGCUGGAGAGAUCUCGGAGUUCCUGUUGGAGCCAACCACAUCCGCCCUUGUCCAGGACUCGGUCGAUUUCCUCUCUCUUGAUUUGUCUUACGAAUGCCAAAAUGAGGCGAGUCUGCCACAGAAGCUCAGUGAAUUGCAGACAAUUGAGCCAAAAGUGAAAGUUUUCAUCUUUAACCUGAAACUCCAGGACUGCCCCUCCAGCAGGAAGAGCCCAGACACGUUACUCUUCAGCCUUCUUGAAGCCAUAAAUAAAGACCAAGUGCUCACCGUUGGGUUUGACAUUGAGGAAUUCCUGAGUUGUUCAUCAAAUUCCAAGAAAAGCGAGUGGUGUUCUCUGACUGACAGCCUGACCCUUCGGAGGGACCAGCAGCAGGACCAGGAGGUGGAAGUCGGCCCCUCGUCCCCGGGCUCUGCCUAUCAGACAGUCUGGGGACGGUUUGCCAACCAGUCCAGGGCGGAAAGGGACGCCUUCCUGGAGGAUGUCUUCCCCGAAGGCUUCCUCUGGGGCGUCUCCACGGGAGCCUUUAGCGUGGAAGGCGGCUGGGCGGAGGGCGGGAGAGGGCCAAGCGUCUGGGACCGAUUUGGGCUCCUGAACGCCGCCAAGGGCCAAGCGACACCAGAGGUGGCCAGCGACAGCUACCACAAGGUGGCCUCUGACGUGGCCCUGCUUCGCGGCCUCCGGGCUCAGGUGUACAAGUUCUCCAUCUCCUGGUCCCGGAUCUUCCCUACGGGGUACGGGACCAGCCCCAGCCCCGCAGGUGUCGCCUACUACAACAAGCUGAUCGACAGCCUGCUGGACUCGCGCAUCCAGCCCAUGGCCACGCUGUUCCACUGGGACCUGCCGCAGGCCCUGCAGGAUCGCGGCGGGUGGCAGAACGAGAGCGUGGUGGAUGCUUUCCUGGACUACGCAGCCUUCUGCUUCUCCACCUUUGGGGACCGCGUGAAGCUGUGGGUGACCUUCCACGAGCCAUGGGUGAUGAGCUACGCAGGCUACGGCACCGGCCAGCAUGCUCCGGGCAUCUCUGACCCUGGGGUGGCCUCUUUUAAGGUGGCUCACUUGGUCCUCAAGGCUCAUGCCAGGACUUGGCACCACUACAAUAACCACCAUCGCCCACAGCAGCAGGGGCGUGUGGGCAUUGUGCUGAACUCAGACUGGGCAGAACCCCUGUCUCCAGAGAAGCCUGAGGACCUGCAAGCCUCUGAGCGCUUCCUGCACUUCAUGCUGGGCUGGUUUGCACACCCCAUCUUUGUGGAUGGAGACUACCCCGCUGUCCUGAGGGCCCAGAUCCAGCAGAUGAACAAACAGUGCCCCAGUCCUGUGGCCCAGCUCCCUGAGUUCACUGAGGCAGAGAAGCAGCUCCUAAAAGGCUCAGCUGAUUUCCUAGGUCUGUCUCAUUACACCUCCCGCCUCAUCAGCAAGGCUGAGCAAGACAACUGCACCCCUGGCUAUGAUGCCAUCGGAGGCUUCUCCCAACACGUGGACCCUGCAUGGCCCCAGACCUCAUCCUCUUGGAUUCGUGUGGUGCCCUGGGGUAUAAGGAGGCUGUUGCAGUUUGUAUCCUUGGAAUACACUAGAGGAAAAGUGCCAAUAUACCUGGCUGGGAAUGGCAUGCCCAUAGGGGAAGGUGAAGACCUCCUUGAGGAUUCCUUGAGAAUCGACUACUUCAACCAGUACAUCAAUGAGGUGCUCAAGGCUAUCAAGGAGGACUCCGUGGAUGUUCGCUCUUACAUCGCUCGUUCCCUCAUUGAUGGCUUCGAAGGCCCCUCUGGUUACAGCCAGAGGUUUGGGCUGUACCAUGUCAACUUCAAUGACAGCAGCAAGCCGAGGACUCCCAGGAACUCUGCCUACUUUUUCACCAGCAUCAUUGAAAAGAAUAGUUUUGUCACCAAGGUAGUAAAAACGCUGUCACCACUGAAAACAGCAAAUUUUUCCUCCAAAAUCAAAGCCUUCACUUUUCCAUCUGAGGUGCCCUCCAAGGCUAAAAUUGUUUGGGAAAAGUUCUCCAACCAACCCAAGUUUGAAAGAGAUUUGUUCUAUCACGGCACGUUCCGGGAUGACUUUCUAUGGGGCGUGUCCUCGUCGGCCUAUCAGAUCGAGGGAGCUUGGGACGCUGACGGCAAAGGCCCCAGCAUUUGGGAUAACUUUACCCACAGCCCAGGGAGCAAUGUGAAAGAAAACGCCACCGGAGACAUAGCCUGUGACAGCUAUAACCAACUGGAUGCCGACCUGAACAUGCUUCGCGCUUUGAAGGUCAAGGCCUAUCGCUUCUCUCUCUCCUGGUCUCGGAUUUUCCCCACUGGGAGAAACAGUUCCAUCAACAGUCACGGUGUUGAUUACUACAACAGGCUGAUCGAUGGCCUGGUGGCCAGCAACAUCACUCCCAUGGUGACACUGUUCCACUGGGACCUGCCCCAGGCCCUCCAGGAUAUCGGCGGCUGGGAGAACCCUUCCUUGAUUGAGCUGUUUGACAGCUAUGCAGACUUCUGUUUCCAGACCUUUGGUGACAGAGUCCAGUUCUGGAUGACCUUUAAUGAGCCCUUAUACCUGGCCUGGUUGGGUUACGGCUCAGGGGAGUUUCCCCCGGGUGUGCAGGACCCCGGCUGGGCGCCCUACAGGAUCGCCCACGCGGUCAUCAAAGCCCACGCCAGAGUCUAUCACACUUACGACGAGAAAUACCGGCAGAAGCAGAACGGGGUCAUCUCGUUGAGCCUCAACGCACAUUGGGCAGAGCCCAAGUCGCCGGGGGUCCCAAGAGACGUGGAGGCAGCCGACCGAAUACUGCAGUUCUCCCUGGGCUGGUUUGCCCACCCCAUUUUUAGAAACGGAGACUACCCCAAUGCCAUGAAGUGGAAAGUGGGGAACAGGAGUGAACUACAACAUUUAGCCACCUCCCGCCUGCCGGGCUUCACUGAGGAAGAGAAGACAUACAUUAGUGGCACGGCUGACGUCUUCUGCCUCAACACCUACUACUCCAGAAUCGUGCAGCACAAAACACCCUCGCUGAACCCGCCCUCCUAUGAAGAUGACCAGGAGAUGGCCGAGGAGGAGGACCCUUCCUGGCCUUCCACGGCCUUGGGCGGCGCUGUGCCCUGGGGGAUGCGAAGGGUGCUGAACUGGAUCAAGGAAGAGUAUGGUGACAUCCCCAUCUACGUCACCGAAAAUGGGGUGGGGCUGACAGAUUCGGAGCUGGAGGAUACCGACAGGAUAUUCUACCACAAGACCUACAUCAAUGAAGCUUUGAAAGCCUACAGGCUCGAUGGUGUAGACCUUCGAGGGUACUCCACCUGGUCUCUGAUGGACAACUUUGAGUGGCUCAAUGGCUACACAGUCAAGUUUGGACUGUACCAUGUUGACUUCGAUAACGUGAACAGGCCUCGCACAGCAAGAGCCUCCGCCAGCUACUACACAGAGGUCAUUACCAACAACGGCAUGCCGCUGCCCGAGGAGGAUGAGUUUCUGUAUGGGCAGUUUCCCCAGGGCUUCAUCUGGAGUGCGGCUUCUGCUGCCUAUCAGAUUGAAGGUGCGUGGAGAGCAGAUGGCAAAGGACUCAGCAUUUGGGACACGUUUUCUCACACGCCACUGAAGGUCGAGAACGAUGACAUCGGAGACGUGGCCUGCGACAGUUACCACAAGAUCGACGAGGACUUGGUGGUCCUGCAGAACCUGGGCGUCUCCCACUAUCGCUUUUCCAUCUCCUGGACGCGCAUCCUCCCGGAUGGAACCACCCAGAACAUCAGUGAGGCGGGCCUCAGCCACUACUCGCGGUUCAUCGACAGGCUGCUGGCCGCCAACAUCCAGCCCCAGGUGACCAUUUACCACUGGGACCUGCCCCAGGCGCUCCAGGAUGUGGGAGGCUGGGAGAAUGAGACCAUCGUGCAGCGAUUUACGGAGUAUGCAGAUGUGCUCUUCCGGAGGCUGGGAGACAAGGUGAAGUUUUGGAUCACACUGAAUGAGCCCUACGUCAUCGCCAACCAGGGCUAUGGCUACGGGACAGCAGCUCCAGGAAUCUCCUCGAGGCCUGGCACUGCACCCUACAUUGCUGGCCACAACCUAAUCAAGGCUCAUGCUGAGGUCUGGCAUCUGUACAAUGACGUGUACCGUGCCAGUCAAGGUGGCAUGAUUUCCAUCACCAUCAGCAGUGACUGGGCUGAACCCAGAGACCCCUCCAACCAGGAGGAUGUGGAAGCAGCCAGGAGAUACGUUCAGUUUAUGGGAGGCUGGUUUGCACAUCCUGUUUUCAAGAAUGGAGACUACAACGAGGUAAUGAAGACACGAAUCCUUGACAGGAGCCUGGCCGAAGGCCUCAACAAGUCCCGGCUGCCGGAAUUUACAGAGAGUGAGAAGAGGAGGAUCAACGGUACCUAUGACUUUUUUGGGUUCAAUCACUACACCACUGUCCUGGCCUACAACCUCGACUAUCCUUCCAACACCUCUUCCUAUGAUGCAGACAGGGGAGUUGCUUCCAUCGCAGAUCGCUCUUGGCCGGACUCUGGCUCCUCCUGGCUGAAGGUGACACCUUUUGGCUUCAGGAGGAUCCUGAACUGGCUAAAGGAGGAGUACAACAACCCUCCGAUCUAUGUAACCGAGAACGGGUUUUCCCACCGGGGAGAAACAGACCUCAACGACACUGCAAGGAUCUACUACCUCCGCACUUACAUCAAUGAGGCCCUCAAAGCUGUGCAGGAUGAGGUGGACCUUCGAGGAUACACGGUUUGGAGUAUGAUGGACAACUUCGAGUGGGCCACAGGCUUCUCAGAGAGAUUUGGUCUGCAUUUUGUGAACUACACUGACCUUUCUCUGCCAAGGGUCCCCAGAGCAUCAGCCAAGUUCUAUGCCUCUGUAGUCCGGUGCAAUGGCUUCCCUGACCCCGCUGCAGGGCCUGACCCCUGUCUCCAACAGCCGGAAGAUGGUGGACCCACCCUCAGCCCCGUGCGAGGGGAGGUUCAGUUCCUGGGGCUGACGCUCGGCACCGCAGCGGCAAAGACGGCUUUGUAUGUUCUCUUUUCUCUUGUGCUUCUUGGAGCCUGUAGCUUGGCAUUUCUGUCCUACAUGCACUGCAAGAGCUCCAAGCAAAGGAAAACACAGCCAAGCCAACCGGAAUUGAGCCCUGUUUCUUCAUUCUGACAAGUUACCGCCUCCUCAAGUUCUGUGAGGCAGGCCUAGUUCCUUUACGUACCUUUGCUGGCCACAAAACUCCUAGGGUCUUGGAUUCUGCCUGUACUCAACUUCUCCAUAAAAGCUUGCUGCACUGUUAUAGAUGCCUUUAAUCUCCAAGGAUUUUGAGUUCCUGAUUAAAAUGAAAAUAUCUGCAUUUUGCCCCAGUAUCAGAGUUCAUUUGGGCAUUUGAGGAGAGAGCAGGUGGCUCAUCUGGAAACGUGCAGAUACGGAACUGAUCUAGUGGGGUCUGUGAACCUCUUAAUUAACUGGGCUGCUGUUUCAGCCUUGUUAAAGGUGGAAUUGUGAGUCAAAACCAUAGAAAUCCUUUCUGUAAGAAAUCAACUCCACUGCGUAGACGGACUACAAUAUCACCUCCUGCCCUUCUUCAGUCUGCCCCUUGCC
Molecule: messenger RNA, 6228 nt
Organism: Lemur catta (Ring-tailed lemur)
Lineage: Eukaryota; Metazoa; Chordata; Mammalia; Primates; Lemuridae
Gene: LCT
Product: lactase
Exons: 17
Coding region: 1-5793 (1930 amino acids)
Biological process (GO): carbohydrate metabolic process
Molecular function (GO): hydrolase activity, hydrolyzing O-glycosyl compounds
Source: RefSeq, a predicted model, not a curated record